This is a messenger RNA of Micropterus salmoides (largemouth bass), 6603 nucleotides long. It is a transcript of the gene lifra, whose product is annotated as LIF receptor subunit alpha a. The record is from RefSeq and is a predicted model, not a curated record. Gene Ontology annotation, molecular function: cytokine receptor activity; cytokine binding. Gene Ontology annotation, biological process: cytokine-mediated signaling pathway. Gene Ontology annotation, cellular component: external side of plasma membrane; signaling receptor complex. The transcript has 19 exons. Lineage: Eukaryota; Metazoa; Chordata; Actinopteri; Centrarchiformes; Centrarchidae. Bases 378 to 3347 code for a protein of 989 amino acids.
AAACGCAUUGGCUCGCUCUAUUCCAGUAAUCCCAACCUUAGGAUACAUUGGGAAUGGUGGAACCAUUACUGUCUGGGACAGGUUAUUUAAGAAGCCGGAUUAUUGUACAUAUAACCGAAACACAACUGAAAAGGAUAUCUUCCUAAAUCGAAGAUUUACAUUUACAUUCAUAAAGGAUUACAGGGAAAAGGGAAGGAAGGAAACGGCGUUUGGUUGAGUUCCAAAAGCUACACACGCACAGAGAACUGAAUGUCCCUUCUCCACUGAGGACAGCCUCUCUCUGUGUCUUGCCUCUCAGGAUGUCUAGCAUGGUGUUACUGUAGUGAAGGGUCCACCACCUUAGCAUUAGUAGACAGUAACUCAUUCAGCUGAUCACCAUGCCUUGCUUGGUCAGUCCCAGCUCAAAGCCCAACUGGAGCCCUGUCUUGCUCAUCUGUGUUCUCCUGGGCCUCUCAUCUAUACACAUUCUUGCUAAAGAUGUGCCUUCUGUACCCCAGCAGGUGAGCCUGUCAGCCAACAUGCUUACACAGCAACUAUCCAUAUCCUGGCUGGGAGGAGCGGCCACAACCUUUGACCUCAUAAUUCUAAGAACUGAACUCAAUGAAACUGUCUUUUACGAGACAGUGUCUGUGGCAGUGAAUCAGGUGAGUGGUCAGCACCAGUGGAACUGGACCUCAGUUGAACCUCUGGAGUGUACCUCGCUGUCGAUCAGAAUCCGCUCAAGAGAUGGACAGGCGACAAGUGAAUGGAGCAACACUGAGAUUCUUCAAGGAAACGAUCUCCCCAGCAAUGAGAAAUUCCAAAUGUACCCCCAGGACAGAGUUGCACCUGUGGGGGCCAACACCACCUUCUGUUGCAUUGUAGAAGAGGGGAAGUUCUUUGGAACCAUCACCUAUGGCACCAUAGCAAUGAACACAACACGACUGAGUAGGCGAAGUUACGCCACUACAGCAGUUAAUCAGGGACCAACCAACAGUACGGGAACCAACGUCUUCUGUCAGAACAACCUGAAGACAGGCGUGACUGGAACAGUGGUGUUUGUUGGAUAUCCUCCACUGCCCAGUGAUUUUGUGUGUGAGACUCGUGACUUAAUCUCAGCUGUGUGCCAGUGGAACCAAGGACGAGACACACAUUUGUAUGGCAAACGAAGAACACGCUACUCGCUGAAUAACAGGACCUGUGCUAGUGGCAGCCUGCUGCAGCAGAACAAGUGUAGUGUGGACCAGUGGGAGGGUAACUGGAAAUUGGUAGCUGUGAAUCAUCUUGGCCAGUAUAGCCUCACUGACUCUGCUGAACUGAGUCACAGAGUCCAUCCGUUAGCACCAGCUAACCUGACCUCUGUUGUCCAUGAAUGGAAUGCCACUCUGCAGUGGCGGUGGACGUACAAGAGCUAUUCCUCCCUGGCUCUUGAGUGCCAGGUAGAGCUUACCUCUGAGGGGUACAAAACAAUGCAUACCUUCUCUGGUGUGGGUCUGCAGUCGGUGGUUCUAUCGGACCUGUAUCCUGAUGAGGAUUACAGUGUUCGAGUCCGCUGCGGUGCUCAGCAGAACCGCUGGAAGUGGGGAACCUGGAGCGAUUCAUUUUCCUUCAGAACCAACACUUAUGUUCCAGAUUCUCCUGAUGUGUGGAUGUGGAUGAACAGAAACAACACUGGGCAGGUCGUUUGGAAGCCUCUGACUCGGAGACAGAGUCAUGGUCAGAUCACAGGGUACGAAGUUACUUUGUGGAGCCCUGAAGAAAAUCUACAACACACUGAAACCUUUUCACCGGAUACUUCUGUUGCUCCAAUCAACCUCACUCAAUUUGCUACCUUCAGCAGUGACAAGGUCAUAGCAACCGUCAUUGCAAAGAAUGCUGAUGGGGUGUCUCAGCCUGCAAGUGUACUUUUACCUCUACGUUUGACAGACGUGGAACCCCUAGCUGUGUCCAGGGCAUAUUAUACGGACAGCGGUUUCCCUCUGUUCUGGCAGAGUGAUGCCAACGCGACAUGUGGUUAUGUGGUAGAAUGGCAUGAUGCCUCCUGCACGUGGAACUGCGCUGUAGAGUGGAUCAAGGUGGCUGCUGGAAACACUAAUGUCUCCAUUGAGUCAGCAAAAUUCCAGCCAGGUGUGAGGUACACCUUUUCCCUGUACAGCUGCUCCUCGGAGGCCCCAGAGCUGCUGCAGCGCUGGCAGGGAUAUACGCAGGAGCUUGUCCCUUCCAGUUCUGUCCAGCUGUCAACCAGACAGCAGGACAGGACUGAUAUUGUCCUUACCUGGGGAGAGAUCCCGCUGGCCAACAGAAGAGGCUUCCUCCUGGGCUACAACAUUUACAUCAGUAAUGGCUCCCAUCUCACACUUCUAGCCAGUCUGUCAGACCUAGAAAGCAGGACCUACACAGUAAAAGGUUUCUCCUAUAAGGACUCCUAUAAAUUUACUGUCAAGGCCUACACCUCAGCCGGCGAGGACACAGGCGGCACUUCCUCCAUAACGCUGGAGCCAUACACUGAUUGGCUGAUCCUGGAAAUCUUGACUUCUCUGGGAAUCAUAACCUUAUUCCUCUCCUUUGUGACCUUCAUUUGCUACAACAAAAGGAAAUGGGUGAAAAAGGCGUUCUAUCCAGACAUACCUGAGCCUAAGCUGCCCGGUGAUUGGUCCAGGACACAGGGGCCGUUGGAUUUGAAGCCGUCUCCCCACAGUAUGGUCCACGUUGUAGAAAAGCCUGAUUGGGAUUCUAAUAAAGAAAUGCUUGUCGUCAUUCCUGAAGAAGAUGAGGAUGACGAACGGCAGGGGACAGGAGACGAGCCAGUUGACACAGAUGAGCCAACGUCUUUACGCUACUACAACCAAGUGGUAGAUGAGCGGCCCAUAAGACCGUUUUUCCCAGACUCCUCUGCUUCCUCUGCAUCUUCUUUGGAUUCGGCACGCACCGAUGUGACGUACACAGGGAUUCAGACCUCUGGGUCUUCUUUGGUCUUCCAGCUGGAUCCACAGGGCUCCUCUGAGGGCCACCAACCUCAGGCUGAUCUGUCUGUCAGCUAUGGAGGUGGAGGUGGAGGAGCGGGUUACCGGCCCCAGAUGCAAGCUAGAGCCCAAAGUGAUGACUUGGACCUAGCUUCACACGAGCCUUUCCUAGAGCCCCAGGCUACCAGUGCUGGGGGCUACAAACCCCAGAGCUCCUGGCAUAUGGACUCCCCCGUGGAGGCCGGGGAAAGUGAUGGCCUGGCACCCUCUCUGGGAUCCCCCACCUCGGUUGCUUCCACUCAGUUCCUCCUUCCUGAUGGAGAGGAACAAGAAGAUAAGAAACGACAGCCGUCAUCAUCUGCAGCAUCCUGGUUCUCCAGCCUGCUGUCAUCCACAAAACCGUGAUAUCAUCUGUCUCUCUCACUACUAGCAGCCAGGCCAGGGAGGUUAACACAAAACUUAAAGAUUCAUUACUGUUACUGUCAAAAAAAAACGUAACCCAGAUGGUCUAGGUAAAUAUCCCGUCUGAUGUAGCACUACAUUGUUACAGUUGCACAUUGACAGCAGAUUAAGUAUGCUAUUUCAGGUGUUUAUUCCAAACAUACAGAAACACACAUAUAGUUAAUUUUCUCUUUUAUGCAAAUAUAUAAUACAUUAACAUCUGUAUAUUUAUACGUCAAAACAUUUCUAUUCUGACAACGAAUCUCUUAAAAACAAUUUCUUCAUGCCUCUUUUCCACCAUAUUUAUUGCACCCCCUGGCAACCUGGUGGCCUGGUUACUUCCUCACACUGCCUUUUUCUGUGACUCCCUGUAAAAGGGCAUUUAGCAAUGGCAUAUACUGUGUUUCAGUUGAGUAUAUCCAGUGUCCAGUAGCUUGCAUUUCAAAUGUUAUUUUGUUUUUUUUUAUCUUUUGUGAUGUGAACUUUACUACACUACAGAAGGAAACUGAAAGCAAGAAACUUUCAAACCAAAAUGACGACACAAUAACAGUAAAAGACAUUUUUGGAAGAACACUACAAAAGUUGACUGAAACCUUCCUCUCAUUAAUAUCCCUGUCUUCUUUUGGUCGACCAUUUGGUUCAUCUUGCCUGUUUUCUUUCCUGACAGCUGAUGAGCUACUGAAAGGCUGUAAAAAAAAAAAAAAAAAAGUAAAAAAAAAAGAGAGAAAAUAAGAUUUUAAGGGUAUGUAAAGAUGGCAAGGCAAGCUCUCAUCCUUAUAGACGUGAUCUAUUUUUCACAAAUUACUGUCUGAACAAUGAAAUGUUUAUUGAAAGAUGAACUUAUGAAAGAGAACACUCAUAUAUACAGGAGUGGUGCUUUCCAUUAUGGUCUGGAAUUGCUUUGGAUAUACACUGAUAUAAGCUAGAACAUGAAAACUGAUGUAAUUUAAUGAACAAACACACUAUUGUGUUUUAUGUAACUUUGAGUGUUGUUGUUUUGUCUUCCUUAACCAGUAGAGGUUUUUUUUCAGUAUUUUUUUAUUUCAGACAGGCCAGUGUCCUUUUUUUAAUAUUAUGUGUUGAGCAUUAUAAUCAAGCUGAUGAUUGGUAUUGAACAAAUUGAGAAAGAACCUGGAUGGGUAAUUACUAUGUUUAAAUUUCCUACAGAAAUGGAGUGCUUCCAGUAAUUUGCACCGUAUCACCUUUCACACACUGCCUUGCUCCUAAAUAUUAUGUAUAAUGAAAAAGAAUAUUUUACAGUAAUGCAAGUCAGAACUGAUCAGACGUGUAUUGUAUCAGACAUACAGAUUCCACUGGCACUAAGCGUAAUGUACAAGACGUCUGUUUUAAUCACUUUUAGUAUGUGCUGAAAUUUCUAGUUGCAUUAAAAUGGCCGUGAUGUUACUCUCAGCCCUCUCAGUAUAUUUUUGUUGAUGUGAAGAGUUUUUCUUUGAACCCGAUGCUUUAUUUUAAAUCCCAGAGAGAUGGCUGAUAAUGUAUUUGAUGUUGAUUUGCUGUGCUUGGAAGCUUGUUUACUUUUUGGGAUCUCUACAAUGCAUUUAAAAGUUGUUGUUUUUUAAAUGUAUCUUUUCAUUGGAUUUCUUUCCUCCUGAAAGCCUUUGUGAUUGGAAAAGGGGUCAGAGGGGAAAGCAUAUAUCGGGAAAUGGCCGAAAACUUUCCAAAAUACUAUUAUUUAGUUUUUGUUGACAAAAAUGUGGGGAAAAUUACCUUGUGGCUAUUGGCUGCUUGACAGCACUUUGGCAUCUCCAUAAUGGUGUCAAAUACAGGCCACUAAUUGCCCAAGUACACUCCACAUACUGCUCUCUACUCAUGUGUACAUUGUGGAUGUUGGGAUGCACCAUUAGCUAGGCUUCCCGAAAGCAUCAUUAUGCAAAUGUUAUCAUAUUCUUCAGAGUCGGGCCCUGUUUUGCCUGUGUGGUAGCCUGUGGUCUAUUGUUUCUCAGUGCCUCCAGCCGCCAACAAGCUUUAAGUAAAACUACUGUGACAUGAAUGAUGACUUUAUGAGUAACUAUAAUUGAUCGAGUCACUGAUGAACUGGUAACAGGCAGGCAGUCCUCUUUGACUACUGAGAAAAAUAUAUCUCUAUUUUUCUUUUGACUUGUAUCACUGAUCUGAAUUUUACCUUAAUGGGGGAAAAAUGGUUAAAAUAAUGUGUCAAAAGCUUUAUUUUGCACCUGUGAAAUUGAGUAAAGAGUGAACCAACCAGUUGCAUUGUGUAAGAUCAGUGAUCACUUCAAGGCAGUGGUAAAGGGUGGAUGUAGUUUUGAGUAUUUAAACAUGGCUGCAGAUUGUAUCCUUUGAAGCCUGCUUUUUCAAACAAGCAGGGCUUUGGAGACUUGCCUAUGAACGCGAUGUGUUACAUGCUUUUUUUGUUGAUUUGGAUCAACAAAAUGGCACCUAUUUUUUCUCUAAAUCUUUGUUUUUAUACAACUAACUGUACAUAUUUUCUUUUAUUUGUUCCCUUCUAACAAUACAAAUCAUAGUGAUAUUCCUAUACUACAACAGGCAGAGUUAAUGUUGACUAACCAGCUUUCUUGAGAGAAGCAAAUGUAUUGCUAACACCAGAUAUUCAUGGAGUCCUAUGAAAUGUAUGUAUGUUUGUCGUGUGCUUGGAAACACAUGGAAUCCUUUUUAAAUGUCUCUGAAUAGUCAUGUAAACUGAAUUAGACUUAAAAUAGUUUAGCCUGCUUUGCAUUGUUAUCACAUCAGUGUCGCUUUGUCAGACACAGUGUAAGUAAGGCCAGAUUACUCACCAUGCAGACUCAUACAUGGCAACAAUUUUACGUUCAGUCCACUAUUUAUUUCCGUUGUCCAUCCACAUUUUUAAUUGUAACCUGUUUACUCUUGCUGCCUUACACAUCUUCAUCUCUGGCCCUACAUGUUAUUGCAAAAUCGGUGCAUACUGUAUAAACUGUUACUACGAAAUAGUUGCCCUUUAAAGAUCCAUGUUUGUUAGCCCUGACUUUAAAAAACUAACACUGACUAAUGUGCAUGCCAACUUGACUGUAGUAUUGUGCACCUGUAAAAGGCUUUCAUUCCUGAAAAUGCUUUAAAUUUCAUGAUAUUUUGCAGAAUAUUUUACUAUUGAUUAAAUGAAAAGAGACCGUGAAGUGCUUCUGAGUGAAUAAAUAAAUGUUAACACUAAUAACACAAAAUGAAAUGCUACUUGUUUAAAGGCAAUAAAGUUAUUUGUCUGGCA